AGGCACCUGGGGUGUUUAGCAGGGUGUCUGUGGGCGGCAGCUCAGAUGUCUAUGGGGACAGCCUGGGGAUGUCAAUGGGAAGCACCUGGGGUUUCUUUGGGGUCCACUUGGGAGUGUAUCUAUGACAUAUUUGUCAUGUCUAGAGGGGUCCAGGAAUGUCUGUAGGGGACUUCUGGGGGCCUAAUGGGGACAUUUAAGUCCUUGCUGUGGACAGUGAUACCUCCACAGAGGCUUCAGGAAUCACAUUAUGGGACACUCUAGGGGUGCCCAUAGGGGACAUUUAAGACUUCAGGAAUGUCUCUCACUGAAGGUGUUUGUAGCAGACAUCCGUGAAUACCCAUGACCCAUUCAGCUGAGAACCUCCUGAAGGCUGACACCUAUCGGAAAUGGCGCUCGGCCAAGGCUGGGGAGAAGCAGAUCUCCGUCAUCCUGCAGCUGGAGAAGGAAGAGCAGAUCCACGGCAUCGACAUCGGGAACGAGGGCUCUGCCUUUGUGGAGGUGCUGGUGGGCAGCUCAGCACAUGGCACUGGGGAGCAGGACUACGAGGUCCUCCUGGUCACCUCUUCAUUCAUGUCCCCGUCUGAGAGCCGCAGCGGGACUAACUCAAACCGGGUUCGGCUCUUCGCCGCUGACAAACUGGUCCGGGCCACGGCUGACAAACGCUGGGACCGGAUCAAGAUCGUGUGCAGCCAGCCCUACGCCAAGGACUCUCCCUAUGGCUUGAGUUUUAUAAGGUUGCACCGCCCCCCCGACAAGGAGGAGCCUGGGGCCGCCUCCUCUCCGAAGGUGACCAAGUUGGGAGCCUUUCGAGUGAAGGAGGAUGACGGGACCAGCAGCUCCCUGAGACCUGGGGCCCUCUUCUUCAGUCGGGUCAGCAAGGCUUCUCCAGCCCCUGCCAAAGACCAGCCAGGCCCCAGCUAUGCGGCGGUCGCACUGCAAGCCUCCCAGGGCUUAGCUACUCAAUCUCCUCCUCGAAUAUCUCCCCCCCAGCCCCCAUCCUCAAGCAGAGCUCCCAGCAAGCCCCAAGAGUCUCCUAAGGGAAAGAGGAAAUUGGAUUUAAGUCAGGAUGAACCAGGAAGCCCCCAGAGACCCCAGGCCCGUGCAGCCCAUCCUAAGCUACCAGCCCCCAAGAAGCCCAAAGUGCCCACUGCGAGCCCUGCCCCUGCCCAGUGCACUCCACAAGCUGAAAAGAAAGGGGCCAAAGUCAGGGCCGGAGCUGGGCCCGUCCAGCUGGGGAAGGUCCUGGAGGGCGUUGUCGUGGUGCUGAGUGGCUUCCAGAACCCCUUCCGCUCGGAGCUUCGGGACAAGGCCCUGGAGCUUGGCGCCAAGUAUCGGCCAGACUGGACCUCGGACAGCACCCACCUCAUCUGUGCCUUUGCCAACACACCCAAGUACAGUGCGGUCCUGAGCCGGGGCGGACGCAUAGUGCGCAAAGAGUGGGUGCUGGACUGUCACCGCAUGCGGCGGAGGCUGCCCUGUCAACGGUAUCUCAUGGCCGGUCCGGACUCUAGCAGUGAUGAGGAGACAGCCCCUCCCACCACAAAGGCAGACCACCAGCCUCCAGGAGCAGGGCCUAAGUCAGGCCCCAGCACUCCGUCCCCUGAAGAGCCGAGGCCGGCCCCCACAGAGCCUCGGGAAGACCCAGACAUGGAGGAGGAGUUGGCAGAUGCUCAGGAUGAUGGGACUGAAGAUUCUGUUGACACAGAGGAUGAGCUGAGAAGGGUGGCCGAGCUGAGGGACCAGAAGCAGCCCCCAGAUCCGGGGGAGAAUGGAGAGGACCCAUAUGCCGGGUCCACGGACGAGAACACAGAUGACGAAGGCCCAGAGCCAUCAGAUCAGCCCAUCCCUGAGCUCCCAGACUUCUUCCAGGGCAAACACUUCUUUCUCUAUGGAGAGUUUCCUGGUGAGCAGCGAAGACAGCUGGUGCGAUUUGUUACAGCGUUUAACGGGGAGAUAGAAGAUUAUAUGAAUGACCAAGUCCAGUUUGUGAUCACGGCCCAGGAGUGGGACCCCAGCUUUGAGGAGGCCCUCCUGGAAAACCCGUCCUUGGCCUUUGUCCGGCCCCGCUGGAUUUACAGCUGCAGUGAGCAGCAGAGGCUGCUGCCUUAUCAGCUCUAUGGGGUGGUCCCCAAGGCCUGACAGACAGACAGACGACCAGGCCUGGCCCGGCUCUUACCCUCCCAGUCCCUCCCACCCCCAGAGUUUAAUAAAAGUCACUGUUUGGAGCA
This is a messenger RNA of Vombatus ursinus (common wombat), 2228 nucleotides long. It is a transcript of the gene XRCC1, whose product is annotated as X-ray repair cross complementing 1. Gene Ontology annotation, biological process: double-strand break repair via nonhomologous end joining; single strand break repair; base-excision repair. Gene Ontology annotation, molecular function: damaged DNA binding. NCBI's taxonomy places the organism in Eukaryota, Metazoa, Chordata, Mammalia, Diprotodontia, Vombatidae. The coding region runs from base 340 to 2139 and encodes 599 amino acids. Gene Ontology annotation, cellular component: nucleus. The record is from RefSeq and is a predicted model, not a curated record. The transcript has 17 exons.